This is a messenger RNA of Symbiodinium pilosum, 1602 nucleotides long. NCBI's taxonomy places the organism in Eukaryota, Dinophyceae, Suessiales, Symbiodiniaceae. The record is from the annotation of a GenBank genome assembly.
AUGCUGGAUGUGUGGUCGCUGUCCGGGCAAAAGCUUGCGUCUGUAUCGCUGACGACGGAACUCGAGACUCCAACAGUUCUGUCCCUGAAGCAGCACCUGCAGAGCCUAUGCCAAGCGUCCAGGUUCAGGCAAAGGCUUCUGCUGUCCAACAUCAACUUGGAGGAUGAUGAGACUUUGGACUCAGGGACCGGUAGCCUACAGCUAGUCGUACUGCCAUUUGUUGACGGUACUGGUGAACUAGAAGCAGCUUGCUAUGCUGGAGAUGUCGAGCAAGUCGAGUGCCUUCUGCAACAACCGCAGCAUCCAGACCAACAUGGUGAGGGAAUCAGGCCUGUUUGCAUCGCAGCCUCUUAUGGCGAUGAAAAGAUUGUGGAGUUGCUGUUGGAGGCGGGCGCAGCUUUGGAGCACGUCUUCGAGACAAGGUCACCUCUUGUGGCGGCACUAUGUCGAGGCCAUCUGGACCUUGCCCGCUUGUUACUAGGAGCCCUUGCUGACCCUUGUACAAGUAGCGUCAGUGCUACAAUCGUCUCAGCGGCGAAGCGCAAUGAUGUUGAGCUGGUGAGCCGAUUUGCCAAGGCAUUGUCAGGAGGGAAGGUUUUCGUGUCGACUCCAGACGAUGGCUGGCCCUGCCCCGGCUUGAUAGCUUUGUAUGAAGCUUCGAAGCGAGGCCAUGCGGAGAUCGUGUGGCUGCUCCUUCAAGCCCCGGAGUUGGCGUUCACGGUUGUGCGUCUCCUGUUGGAUGCUGCAGCCAAUAUGAACGAGUUGGGUUUUGACAAUAUGGAGGACAGGUUCGGGAAUAGGUUCGAAUAUCACGAUGACAUGUCAACUCCUCUAGCUGCGGCUGCCGGUAAAGGUCAUCACAACAUUGUGUAUCUCCUUCUGCUUGCCAGAGCCGAUGCAAAUUGUGGUCCAAAAGCACCUGUAGCUUUAGCGGCGCGGCAUGGUCAUGGAAAGAUUAUGCAGAUGCUGCUACAGGGCAGAGCGGAUGUGAACAAAACCAGCAUUUUAGGAGAUGAUCGUGAUCGUGUUGCAGUUGAACUUGCAGUGUAUUAUGGCCACGUUGAGAUUCUCAGAAUGCUCUUGUGUCGAAAGGCCGAUGCAACCCUGGGAAACGCUUUAUUCAUUGCAUCCGAGAAUGGACAACAACAGAUGGUGAUGAUGUUGUUGAAGGCGCGGGCGGAUACUGCGGGAAUUGAUGGUUACAGUGGCCACACUGCGUUGAUUUUAGCGACAUGUGCUGGGCAUAUUGAAGUUGUGCAGCAGUUGUUGAAAGCACGAGCGGAUCCGAAUGGUAUUUCUGAGUCCUGGGGCUCUACGGCCCUUUGUGAUGCUUCAGCUCAAGGCCACUAUGACAUCGUGCGAAUGCUGCUAAAGUCAAAGGCACAUCCGGAUCCCCAAGAUUUCAGUCAUUUCAGUCCUCUUCUCACAGCUUCAGCAUGCGGCCACAAGGGCGUGGUACAAAUGCUGCUCGAACGCAGGGCAGACACAGAAGUUAGAGAUUCUCAUGGCAGAACAGCUGCCGAUCUUGCAGAGGCAAAUGGCCACUAUGAAGUCGCGAUGGCAAUUGAUCAGGUAACAGGAGUCACAUGCAUCAUCCAAUAA